CUUAGAAAUAAAUAAUGGCAUGUGAAAUUGUUCAUACGUUACUAUGCCAUACGCCUCAAAAAUUGAUAGCUUAAUUCGAGAAUGCGUGCACUCUUCUGGGACAACGGAUCGUGCCAUACUUUCAACUUGUAACUGACCAAGAUUGACACCUAACAUGGCAAUUAACCAGCCUCAAGAUCUAAUUCCAGGCUCCGCUGAAUGGACGGCUACAUACUUGAAGGGACGCGGGCUCAGCUGCUUGCAUUUCCCCAAGUAUCGUACCUACAACGCCAAGUUUCUUUGUCCGUACCCAAGCCGCCUCGGAUUUUUCCAUACCCUGGGUCCAGAACCGGGAAUCAGCUUUCUCGACACCGGAAAACUCUGUAACAACUGUCUCGAUCUAGUUGUACCGAACGGCUUCAACUACUGGUCUGUAUGCCCGCGUUCUCGAAGCCCUCCAAAGAUCAAAGAUGGAGACAGCAAAGACACAGAGCAGAGUCAUCUCGAACACUCGGUGGUUUCAUCGCCUACGGCACGAUGGUUAGAUAUCAUACCAUCAGCAGUCAGCUACCCACAGCUGUUCCAAGCAGGGACGGAAGGAUUCUCUGAUGCAACCAUCCGAUUUAGUAACACAGCUAGUCAAGUUACGGCAUUGCCAGUCACUCUUUCUAUUCCGCUUGUUGAUAAGUCCCAAGAAGCAUGGAAAUGGUUGCAAAGCGAGCGCAAGCCAUUUUACAUCGAUCAGCUACACCUCACGAAAGGAUGGACGCCGUUUGCCGAGAAGUCUGCAGAAAUCGACUCCGCCAUAGCUGUUCGGGUGGGGACGGCAUUCUCUCCAGCACUGAGGAAGGCAGAUACCCAUACUUCUAGGUCUAAGAAAGCAGAAUCAUCAGAAAAAAAGCUGGAUGGUACCGAUGAACCUUCCGUUAAUAAAAAAGUACAGGUGAAGCGGAAAGCACUCUCUGCAACGAACAAACAGCCGCCAGAGACAGUCAACAGCACAAAUAACUCUGGCUCUAUGAACCUGCAAUCUUCCCAGAAGAUCUCCCUUCUGAUAACCCCGACGCAACCUGUCGUAGCCACCCCAUCGCCUGGAAGAACAGCAAACCUAUCAGCGGUUACUAAAUCCGCUUCUUUCGAGACGCACCAAGUGUCUAGAUCGAGCCUCCCAGAGAAGUCCACUCAUCAGACUCAUUUGGAGGCUGAGAAAAUUAAACGGCCAGUAGACAAAGCCACUGAGGAAGCAAAAGCACCCAAGUCUGGCAAAGUAUCACGAGCGCCAUCUACCCCUACUUUGAAGAAGCAUAGAGGGACAGGUGACAAGCUUGGCUUAGCAGGAAUUCAAAGAAGUGACCACGUCUCACACCAGGCUCUCUCAGGGGAACCGUCUUUACACAUCCUGAGUGUUAGUGCUGAUAGUGCCAGCUUGAAACCCGAGAUAAAAUCCCGUAGUAUCCCUAAGACGACGCCUUCGGAUGGGAAAGUCAGAUUGAUCUAUUCAAAAAACUGGUCUAGGCAUGAUCCAAUGCCGUUUGAUAGCCCCAUAAAGCCAUGGAAAUUAUCGGACUACGAGCGUCUCGCCGAGGCAACACACGUAACUCAUGACUCGUCAGGAUAUAUGCCGCUGGAAGACAUUAUUGGGAAGGACAAUAUGAUCAAGAGAAAGGCACCCUUGUUAGGUUCGAAUUCGCCAGCAGCACCAUCAAACACGCUAUUGACGAAACUAAGAUCGCCCGGCCAAGCGGACAGGCCAAGGAACAUUGCAUCCUCAGAGCUCAUCGGUUCGAUCUUGAGAAAACAGCCGAUAGUAUCAGCUCCUACCGCCGCAAGGAAGGACGACCCCACUAAGCAUUUGCCUAAAAUUGAGGUUGUAAAAACUCAGCUGCCCAAAAUGGAACUUGUUGACGACAAGCCGCCAAAGACUGAAAAGCCUAGAGGCGAGCUCAUGGAGACUGGGCCUUCCAAACAUGAAGGGCUUCAAAAAAAGCCAAGCAAAAGCAAGCCACUCCAAAAUGGAACCUCCAAAAGCAGAUCCACCGAGAUCAAGUCAUCUACAAGCGAAAUUCCUGGGCGCAAGCCGAACACUCAAGAUAUUGCAUCUGAUAUUCUGGGAGAAAUAAAGUCUGAAAUAUCUAAGAAGAUGGAUCAGAAGACUGACAAGCAUCCCAAGCCCAAGACGUCCCAUAACACCGGCCCAUCUAUCUUGGGAGCACUGAAAUCUGGUAUAGCCCGGAAGAUAGAUGAAAUGACUGAGACAUCCGGUAGCUCACCUCAACCGAAAGGCAAAGCUGGAUCUACGAGAUCUGAGGGGAAACGGUCUGGUAAAAGAGAGCCCAAACGCGACAAUAAGGACGAAAAGCCUAAAAAUAGCAAGCAUGGCGACAAGAAAUCUAACGACAAGAAAUCUGAGGAUAAGCCUGAGGAUAAGCCUAAGGAUGAAAAGCCGACCGAUGAGAAGCUUGUGGACAAGCGCGAGGACGCAAAAAUUCAUGACAAAACAUCUGGCGAUCACAUACCUGAGGACAAGCUUGAUGAUCACAAGCUUGAUGAUAACAAGCUUGACGAUAACAAGCUUGACGAUAACAAGCUUGAUGAUAACAAGCUUGACGAUAACAAGCUUGAUGAUAACAAGCUUGACGAUAACAAGCUUGACGAUAACAAGCUUGACGACAACAAACCUGACGACAACAAACCUGACGACAACAAACCUGACGACAACAAACCUGACGACAACAAACCUGACGACAACAAACCUGACGACAGCAAGUCUGAGAACAGUAGCUCCAAGGAUACAGACUACAAAAAUGCCAGCUUUGAGGAUAGCAAUCUUGAUACUUCCAAGCCCGAGUACAUAGCUAGGUCUGGGACUGUGGAGAACACCAAGCCUCGGAAUAUUCAUCCUGAGAAUAUGGUCCCUGAAAACAUCCUUCGUGAGAGUAUCAAGCCGGAGAACAUAAUACCUGAGAACACAAAACCUGAGAACAGCGGUCGUGAGAAUACUAGCUCGGAUAAUAUCAAGUCACAGAGCAGCCCUCAAGAGAACAUUGACCCCAAGAAUUCCUACACGACGAGCACAAACCCUGGACAUGCAGUAUUGGACACCAAAGUUACCGAACCUCUUCCCAAGGAAGGCUUGCCAAUAGAACCUCCGGAACGCCAAAACCAAAGACCCUUACAAGACUUACCCACUGCUGAACCACCAACAGGCUUUAAUCUUGUAGAUGAUGUCAAGCCGGGCAAUCGAGCUAACGAGCCAGAGCCAGAGCAACCGGCAGAUUUGCUUCCUGGACAGUCUCAGCCUGACAGCAAUGGCGCCAUGGCCGAUAGUACAAGGUCAACCCCGGAUCAAAAAAAUGUUGUCAAAAGUCCGGCGGCUAACUCAGACACUGGAAAACCUGCUUUCCCGCUCAACAACAGCUCAUCUGUUAAGAGCCCGCUACCUCAGAAGCCGGUCACUAGUAUGAAUACGGAUACUAGCAUGGGGGCUGAUACACAAAAAAGCUCUUCGGCGAGCCUCGCAGCCGGUUUAACGACCGGAAUUGCUGUUGGAGGCGUGGUCGGAGGGUUAGCUGUUGGUCUGAACAAAGACUUUCAACGACCCGGUCUUCAUAUUGAUAUCAGCAAGGAAAAUAUUGAAGACGUUGGCGCUUCUUACAAAGGUGCCACUAGCUCUGGCGGUAUAACUCCGGCUGGUUCACAAGGCAGUCAAUCAUUUAAUUCAAGGUCACCUUCACCAGCACGGUCUCUUUCAUCACCAAGCUCAGAUGCGGGACAGCCAGGCGAACUCCAGGAUUCUAGCGACAGAGAGCAUGCGUAUUCUGAACGUAGCUACUCUGGAAACGACGAUGAGAAUCCCUCUGAGCAUGGGCAUGAAGUUCAGGAGGACUCUAACGACGAAGCUGAAGGUAGUAUUGAUGGCUCAUAUGACGGGUAUGAUGGUGAAGGAAGUGACAAUGAGCAUCAAUUCAGUUCGGAAGAUGGAGAAGCGGAGGGGGAGUACAAUGAAGAAGAAGAGGAGAUACUAGAGGAGGAGGAGGAAGAGGCAUCGGAUCAGGAGGUCGAGGAGACUGAGGAAGAGGUAUCGGAUCAGGAGGUCGAGGAGACUGAGGAAGAGGUAUCGGAUCCGGAGGUCGAGGAGACUGAGGAAGAGGUAUCGGAUCAGGAGGUCGAGGAGGAGGAGGAAGAGGCAUCGGAUCAGGAGGUCGAGGAGACUGAGGAAGAGGUAUCGGAUCAGGAGGUCGAGGAGGAGGAGGAAGAGGCAUCGGAUCAGGAGGUCGAGGAGACUGAGGAAGAGGUAUCGGAUCAGGAGGUCGAGGAGGAGGAGGAAGAGGCAUCGGAUCAGGAGGUCGAGGAGGAGGAGGAAGAGGCAUCGGAUCAGGAGGUAUCGGAGGAGGAGGAGGAGGAAGAGGCAUCGGAUCAGGAGGUAUCGGAGGAGGAGGAGGAGGAAGAGGCAUCGGAUCAGGAGGUAUCGGAAGAGGAGGAGGAGGAAGAGGAGGAGGAUCAAGAGGUAUCAGAGGAGGAGGAGGAACAGUAUGAGGAUGAAGAAGAGGAGGAGGAUAAUCAGGAAGAUUAG
This is a messenger RNA of Truncatella angustata, 4552 nucleotides long. RefSeq lists its product as uncharacterized. The coding region runs from base 155 to 4552 and encodes 1465 amino acids. NCBI's taxonomy places the organism in Eukaryota, Fungi, Ascomycota, Sordariomycetes, Amphisphaeriales, Sporocadaceae. The transcript has 2 exons. The record is from RefSeq and is a predicted model, not a curated record.